AUGUUUGAAAUGUCUUUUCAGACCCCCAAAUCGUGGAUAGAAGAAGUCUUCAGUAAGAGAGAAUGUGCAAACAUUAUUCCCUAUUUAAAAGACCCUCACAGAUGUCCUGCAGGAUGCCAGGUGUGCCAGAAUUUAAUCAGAUGUUGCUGUGGAAGGCUCAUUGGAGAUCACCAAGGAGUAGACUGUAGCUGGCCCGUCUGUCAGACUGCCCUGCAGAGAGAUGAAAAAUGGUCUGUUCAAAAACACACAAAGACAAGUCCAACAGAUGCAUUUGGUACAAUCAAUUUUCAAGAUGGAGAUCACACUUACCAUGCCAAGUACAUUAGACUCUCUUAUGAUAGCAGUUUGGAUCAACUGUUGCACCUGAUGGUUAAUGAAUGGCAGAUGGAGUUGCCAAAGCUAGUAAUCUCUGUGCAUGGAGGCACUGAAAAUUUCAAACUUCCUCCAAAGAUCAAGCAGGUUUUCAGUAAAGGAUUGGUGAAGGCUGCUGAGACUACAGGAGCAUGGAUCAUUACUGAAGGCAUCAACAGUGGAGUAUCCAGACACGUUGGAGAUGCACUGAAAGGACGUACCUCACCAUACCUGAGAAAAAUCUGUGCUGUUGGAAUCCCCCCAUGGGGUAUCAUUGAGAACCAGAGGGAUCUCAUUGGGAAAGAUGUAGUUUGCCUGUACCAGACUCUUGGUAAUCCUCUCAGCAAACUGAGUACCCUCAACAGCAUGCAUUCUCAUUUUCUAAUGGCAGAUGAUGGAACAGUAGGCAAGUAUGGGAAUGAAAUGAUGCUCAGGAGGAAUUUGGAGAAGUAUUUGUCACUUCAAAAGAUACACACAAGAGUGGGCCAAGGUGUACCUGUAGUUGGGUUGGUGGUGGAAGGAGAUGCCAGUGUGAUUCUAAUGGUGUGGGAGUAUGUAAGGACCAGCCCACCUGUCCCUGUGGUGGUCUAUGAGGGCACUGGCAGAGCUGCUGAUAUUCUGGCUUUCACCCACAAACACACAAGUGAUACAGGGGAGCUGCGCCCACAAGUGAAGGAGGAGGUUUUAAUAAUGAUUCAAAACAUGUUUAGUUUGGGACAGAAGCAGUCCAGUCAUCUAUUUCACAUUUUGAUGGAAUGCAUGGAGCACAGAGAGUCUAUAACUAUACUUGAUGUGGAGUCUGAAGAGCAUCAAGACAUUGAUUUGUCAAUUCUAACUGCACUUCUGAAAGGUACAAGUAUGUCUGCAUCAGAUCAACUGGAUUUGGCAUUGGCUUGGAACCAGCUAGAUAUUGCCAAAAAACAUAUAUUGGUUUAUGGACAGCACUGGAAGGUUGGUGCAUUGGAACAAGCAAUGCUGGAUGCUUUAGUGAUGGACCGGGUGGAUUUUGUAAAGCUGUUAAUAGAGCAUGGAGUAAAUAUGCACCGUUUUCUUACCAUAUCUCGUCUGGAAGAGCUCUACAAUACAAAACAAGGACCAUCCAAUCUACUUUUGCAGCACCUUAUUCGAGAUGUGAAACAGAGCACACUUCCCUCAGAUUAUAAGAUAUCCUUGAUUGAUAUUGGUCUGGUGAUAGAGUAUCUCCUUGGUGAAGCCUAUCGGAGCAGCUACACAAGGAAACACUUCCGAGUUCUGUACAAUAAUCUCUACAGAAAGCACAAGAGAGUGCUCUCCAGCUUUUCUCAGAACCUAUCUCAUUCCCUUCGUCAGAGUAAUCAGAUGGGUUGCAGAAUGGGAUCUCCUGAAAAUACCUUACAUUCUCAGUUCUUCAGAACAGCACAGCCUUACAAAUGCAAGGAAAAAUCAACUGGUUUCCAUAAGUCUAAGAAGAAGUCAAAAGAGAAUAUAAAAUUUGAUGAGAGCUAUGAGGCAUCUGGUUUUAUCUACCCCUAUAAUGAUCUCCUGGUUUGGGCAGUGUUAAUGAGAAGGCAGAAGAUGGCAAUGUUCUUCUGGCAACAUGGAGAGGAAGCCAUGGUCAAAGCAGUUGUGGCUUGUAAACUCUACAGGGCAAUGGCACAUGAAGCUAAACAGAGCAACAUGGUGGAUGACACUUCAGAAGAACUUAAGAAGUACUCAAAGGAAUUUGGACAGCUUGCUUUAGAUAUACUGGAGAAAGCAUUCAAACAAAAUGAACAAAUGGCCAUGAAGUUGCUGACAUAUGAACUGAAAAACUGGAGCAACUCAACUUGCUUAAAACUAGCAGUGUCUGUGGGCCUUCGGCCUUUUGUGUCUCAUACUUGUACACAGAUGCUGCUGACUGAUAUGUGGAUGGGACGUCUGAAGAUGCGGAAGAACUGCUGGUUUAAGGUCAUCAUAAGUAUUCUCCUGCCUCCCACUAUCUUGUUGCUGGAGUUUAAAAGCAAGGCUGAAAUGUCUCAUGUGCCUCAGUCUCAAGACUGCCACCAGUUCACAUGGUACCAUGGUGAUCAGAGCCCAGCCAGCACUAAAGAUGUCUUGUCUCUGAAAGAUUGUGAUGUGGAGAAGGUAGCUCAGUCAUCCGAUGAAAGACAUAUAUACAAUGGACAAGGAAACCUGUCAGGCCCUAGAAAAAUCUAUGAGUUCUACAAUGCACCGAUUGUCAAGUUCUGGUUUCACACGAUGGCGUACAUGGCCUUUCUCAUGCUCUUUACUUACACUGUGUUGGUGAAAAUGGAACCAAGACCAAGUGUGCAGGAGUGGCUUGUUAUUAUUUAUAUUUUCAGCACUGCCAUUGAAAAAGUCAGAGAGGUGUGUAUCUCAGAGCCUGGAAAAUUCCGCCAGAAAGUGAAGGUGUGGAUUUAUGAAUACUGGAAUUUUACUGAUACUUUAGCUAUCAUCCUGUUUAUGAUUGGUUUUGGCUUGCGUUGGUCUCAGCCCCCUGUUCAAACAGCAGGGCGGCUACUUUACUGCUUGGAUAUAAUAUUUUGGUAUGCUCGGCUCCUUGAUCUUUUUGCUGUGAAUCAGCAUGCUGGCCCAUAUCUGACAAUGAUUGGAAAAAUGACAGCAAAUAUGUUCUAUAUUGUGGUCAUGAUGGCCAUAGUUCUGCUGAGUUUUGGCGUCUCACGAAAGGCAAUCCUUUCACCAGAAGAACCUCCCUCUUGGACUCUGGCACGAGAUAUUGUAUUUCAGCCCUACUGGAUGAUGUUUGGUGAGGUCUAUGCUGGAGAAAUUGAUGUUUGCGAAACCAAUCAAGACUGUCCUCCUGGCUCCUUCCUCACACCAUUCCUUCAAGCUGUCUACCUGUUUGUGCAGUACAUCAUCAUGGUCAACUUACUCAUUGCUUUCUUUAAUAAUGUUUAUUAUGAUUUGAAAUCCAUAUCGAACAAGCUCUGGAAGUACAACCGGUACCGCUACAUUAUGACCUAUCAUGAGAAGCCAUGGCUGCCUCCACCUUUCAUUCUCCUCAGCCACAUUGGACUUCUGAUAAACCACAUCUUCCGCCAUCAACCCUCAAAUGAGUCUGAUCAAGAGGAAGGUGACGUUGGACUGAAGCUGUACCUGAGUGAUGACGAGUUGAAGAAACUCCAUGACUUUGAGGAACAAUGUGUAGAAAAAUACUUUCAUGAGAAGAAUGAAAGCUUGAGUUCCAGUGACAGUGAAAAAAUCCGUGUGACUACAGAAAGAGUGGAGGAGAUGUUUCUUCAGUUGAAAGAAGUGUAUGAGAAGGUAUUUUAUAUCAAGGAAUCUUUACUCUCCUUGGACAGCCAGCUGGGACAUUUGCAAGACCUGUCUGCUUUGACAGUGGACAUCUUGAAAGUGCUUUCAGCUGUAGACACACUGCAGGUGGAAGAAGCCUUACUGACUGAUAAAAAACAUAGAUCCUGUAGAAAGCUGCCCCACAGUUGGAGCAAUGCUCUCUAUUCCAAGACUCUGAGCAGUCUAGAAUGUUUUUAUGACAAGAAGUAUCACUAUUACAGCAUGCCACCCUCACUCUUACGGAGCUUGGUGAGGAGUCAGUGGCCAUCAGAAUGUAAAGACCACAUACUAAGGACUGAGAGUGACAAGUUGGUAGAAGACAUUUCUCAGAAGAUAGAAAUAGAAAGUGAUGGUACACUUACUUCAGGUGUGUCCUCUGAGGCAAAGUCAUCCCCCAGACAUGGACAAUUUUUGCUAGUUCCUCCCGAUCACCAGCGAGCACCUUUAUCUGACACCAUCACCUUAAACUUGUCCUUUUCAAGCACUCCUACCAAGUACCAGGAAGAUAUAUUUAGUGAUGGACUGCAAAGCAGCAUUGCUGUGCAGCAAAACCUGCAAAGCAUCAGCCUUGUUGAAAAAGAGCCAGAAGAUUAUCAGUGGAGCCAGAGAGACUUUAUUAUUCAUCUGCCAUCAGAAAAGACUAAUGCCACAGAUGCUGAUCGUUUUCUCAGUCUCCAGACAUCACUUGAAGUCAGAGAAAAUGCAGCACCCAAAUGCGAUGGCAGGGAAGAAACUGAAGGUGGUUACGUGAACUGGGGAUUCUCUGAAGGUGAUGAAAAAGGGGUUUUCAGCUCAAGGAAGAAAAAGAAGAAGGACCUGUGCAUACAUUCCACCUUUAAGUGUGACUGUAGUUGUACAGGUAGACCUCCCACACACAUACAGAUAAAAGAAUCCAAGCCUUUCUCCUAUAACUCUGACAGCUCAAGGCACAGUGUCAUCGUCUCUGAGAAUAAACUGAAACACAGCACCUCCUGGAUCAGCCCACUCUGGAAGCAGUGGAGUUUCUGCAGGAACAACAGCUUACCAUCCCCUAAAAAAGCAAGAAGAGGGAAAACCUUCAAGGCCAUAGGUGAGUCUUUACCAUCUUGUGAGCUACACCACAGUGAGGAAACAAAAGCAAAACAACAAAACAGAGACAGAAAGUCUGGGAGAGAAAAGAAGGAUCAAAAACCCCUUCAGGUGCCGGUGAUUAGAGUGGAUGGUUGUCCCCAGAACACCCAAGUGAGCUCAGAGCCUACGGAGAUUGGUCUCUGGGAUGGGGAAGAAAAACACAGGAAGAACUGGCUCACUGUGUCUAAUUUCAGUCAGCUAAGUUUGGAAUAUCUCAGUUACAUGCACCAGAAAAUGAAAAAUCAAGACAUCCAUAGGCAUACCAUACCAUUCUGUGAUUACCUCAGGCAUUCUCGAGAGGAUCUGAAUAAUAGCACGUCUGGAAGCAUCUACAGAAAUAAUCUGAGCAGGAACUCCUCGUUGAGAGCUUCAGAAGGAACCGACAAUAUGUUUGGCUGCUUGAAAACAUCUCAAGAUCUGCACUGUCAUUACUCAGCUGUCGAAAGAAACAACUUAAUGAGACUUGCUCAGACCAUACCAUUUACACCAGUCCAGCUCUUUGCUGGAGAGGAAGUGACUGUCUAUCGACUAGAAGAGAGUUCACCUACGAACCUUGGUCAAAGCAUGUCUUCUUGGUCCCAGCAUGGCAUGGCUGCAAUGAUCCAAGUCUUGUCACGGGAGGAGAUGGAUGGGGGUCUGCGGAGGGCCAUGAAGGUCAUUUGUACUUGGUCUGAGAAUGAUGUGUUAAAGCUGGGACAAAUAUUUAUUGUGAAGUCUUUUUUGCCAGAGGUGGUUCAGACUUGGCAAAAGAUCUUUCAUGAUGGUACAGUGUUACAUCUCUGCCUGAGGGAGAUCCAACAGCAAAGGGCUGCCCAAAAGUUAAUCCAUACCUUCAAUCAAGUAAAGCCUCAUACCAUUCCUUAUACUCCAAGGUUCCUGGAAGUUUUCCUCAUUUACUGCCAUUCUGCAAAUCAGUGGCUGACCAUUGAGAAGUACAUGACUGGUGAAUUCCGGAAAUACAAUAACAACAAUGGAGAUGAGAUUACACCUAGCAGCUUGCUUGAAGAACUGAUGCUGGCCUUCUCUCACUGGACCUAUGUGUAUACUCGUGGGGAGCUCCUUGUCCUGGAUUUGCAAGGUGUUGGGGAAAACCUUACGGACCCAUCUGUGAUUAAACCUGAAGACAAAAAAUCUGGAAAGAUGGUAUUUGGACCAGCAAACCUAGGAGAAGAUGCAAUAAGAAACUUCAUUGCAAAGCAUCAUUGUAACUCUUGCUGCAAGAGGCUGAAACUUCCUGAUUUGAGAAGAAAUGACUGCAUAAUGGAAAGACUGUAUCUACCCUUCAAAAAAGAAAUAGAGACAAGUGACAGAGGAAUUGAUGAUGAAAACGAGACUGUGGAGUAUGACACGUGGCUGUGAAGCAAUGGCUGCGAGCAGAGUGCAAACAUGGAAGCUUGAAAACCUGUCCCUUGUCAUGGCCAUGAGUCAGUCCAAAAAACCAAAACAUAGAUAUCUGAAUGCAACAUCAGUUCCACUUACUUGACAGAUGCUAUAGGCAAGGAACAACAACAGAAAACAUCUUUUAAUUUGCUCCAUUUCCAUGGCCCUCUUAUGAUCCAUUUUUUCUACUUGUUAAAUUGUCAGGAGCAGGUUGCUCCUAAGGUGGAUGAACUGUUGCAUUAGUGCCUUUUUCUGGAAAUGUGGUUAAUGGUUUCAAAAUGUGUUUGCUUAGGAUUAUUGUGAUAAAAUAUUUACAGGGGGAAGUGAUUUGAUGUGAUUUAUCUCUCUGCUCUUCAAUAAAUGACUGUAUAAACAUGUAAAUCACUCAUUCUCAAAUGUGGAGGCCACUCAUAAACAUCCUCACUAUUGCCCUGUGUAUAGCAAACUUUCCAAGGCAUUGCAGAAAUACUGUUUUAUCUUGUUUGUUGACUUUGAUCCAGAGGCAGACCUAGAAGACACAAGUAACAGGUUAGCAGUUGAACAGUAGUUGUUGAUGUGAGAAGUGUAGCACAGAACGUUAUGGAAGCUUCAAACCUUUUCACAUACCAAAACCAAAUCAAACAAUGAAAAGUUGGGCCCACAAGCAUCAUUUAUGUCUCCUCUUCUGUGUUGAUAAAUUUGAUAGAUUCAUGAUCUUUAAUACAAGCAUAAAGAAUAACCUUGAUUGUGAUAUAAAUUUUAACAGGAUCUACCUUUCUCUAUGUUACCUUCAGAGUAUUGUUAAGUCAUUAGGUGGUUAAUUGCAAAACAUUUUAAAAGUCAUAAAAAAUAACGUCUUCUUUUUGGUAUUUAGCUUUUUAUUGUCAGUUCCACGCUGUGUAAAGGGUUAUAUUCUAUCGGUGUGGUAUUUGUAUGCUUUUGCAGCAUAUCAAUACAUGUUUCUGUUAAUUCAGUAGAAAUUCAUAAAAACGAAAAUCAGUUAUGUGCAGUAUGUUUUUUUUGUAGAAUAAGAAUUGAAAUGAACUGCUCAGCACAAAUAUCUAAUACAACUUACAUUGUAUUAAAGAUCACUUCUGCCAUUAAAACAUCAUUGUAAUUUUGUAUUAAGAGUAGAAAUACUUAAAGCAGACAUGCAAAUAAUCAGAAAACUUAAUACUUCAGUAAGAAACAAAAUUGUAUUUCAACCACAGUGUAUAGUAAAUUUUGAUGUUUAAAAGAUCUACUUAUCAUACUUA
Molecule: messenger RNA, 7370 nt
Organism: Coturnix japonica (Japanese quail)
Lineage: Eukaryota; Metazoa; Chordata; Aves; Galliformes; Phasianidae
Gene: TRPM6
Product: transient receptor potential cation channel subfamily M member 6
Biological process (GO): monoatomic cation transmembrane transport; protein phosphorylation; metal ion transport
Cellular component (GO): plasma membrane; apical plasma membrane
Molecular function (GO): protein serine/threonine kinase activity; monoatomic cation channel activity; ATP binding
Source: RefSeq, a predicted model, not a curated record